Anoplopoma fimbria (sablefish) is the source of this 1400-nucleotide messenger RNA. It is a transcript of the gene eif4h, whose product is annotated as eukaryotic translation initiation factor 4h. Gene Ontology annotation, molecular function: RNA binding. The record is from RefSeq and is a predicted model, not a curated record. NCBI's taxonomy places the organism in Eukaryota, Metazoa, Chordata, Actinopteri, Perciformes, Anoplopomatidae. Bases 44 to 880 code for a protein of 278 amino acids. The transcript is spliced from 8 exons.
CGUGAAGGACCCCUCCCCCUCCUCCUCUCACUCAGCAGCAGCGAUGGCGGACUUCGACAACUACGACGAGCGGGACCGGGCCUACUGCAGCUUCGGCGGCGGCAGAGGGCCCCGUGGAGGCGGCGGCGGCGGCUCCGGAGGCCCCAAGAAGCAGAAGGAGUUGCCCACAGAGCCUCCGUUCACGGCGUACGUUGGAAACCUGCCCUUCAACACGGUGCAGGGAGACAUCGACAUCAUCUUCAAAGAGCUCAACAUGCGCAGUGUCCGAUUGGUCAGAGACAAAGAGACGGACAAGUUCAAAGGGUUCUGUUAUGUGGAGUUUGAAGAUCUGGAGUCUCUAAAAGAAGCUCUGACGUACGACGGAGCUCUGCUGGAUCAGAGGUCACUGAGGGUUGACAUCGCAGAGGGGCGAAGGCAAGAGCGAGGAGGAGGAAGCGGCGGCGGCUUCGGCUUCAGGAAAGACGACGCCAGAGGUAUGAACGCCGAAGACCAGACAGGAAGGCGAGGAGGUUCUCGAGGAGGAGGUCCCAGAGGAGGAGGAGGAGGAGGACGUGACUCCAACGAGGACUUCGAGCAGCAAGGAGGAGGUUUCAGAGACGACGACUUUAUGGGAGGACGCAGUCGAGGCGGCGGUCGCCCCGGAGACAGGCGGGGGGGUGCUGGAGGACCGGGAGGACCCGGAGCUGGAGGACCGGCUCGCUUCAGAGAGGGCCCGCCCCCCCGCGGAGGAACGCCGGACUUCAGGGAACCGUCUGAUGAGGAGCGAGCACAGAGGCCUCGGCUGCAGCUGAAGCCCCGGACCGUCUCUGAGCCGCUCAACCAGGUCGCCAACCCCAACUCUGCCAUCUUCGGCGGAGCGAAGCCCCGAGAGGAGAUCUGAUUCAUUUCAAUCAGCAGCCACCUCCUCUCCCCCUCCUCCUCCUCCUCCUCCUCCUCCUCCUCCUCCUCCUCCCCUACCAGACGGUGGCGCUAUCAUCCCAGUGUCACCAGCAGGACAGAAGAAAAAUAAAGGUCUUUGUGCUGUUUUGUUUUGUCAGUGUGCAUCUUGUAGAAGCCGACUGCUACCAAUAAAGUUUUUUUGUAAAGAUUGAUGAAGUUUUGAAUGAACUGCAGAAGUCCAAAUUAUUAUUAUUGUUAUUAUGAUCAAUGGAAGUUUCUCAGUCGGAGCUGUCGGCCGUUGGUUUCACCUGUAAACUCCUCCGUGGUGAACCUGGUCCAGGUGAAGGUUUUCAGGUCCGGGUGGAUCCGGAUCGGGAUCGGGAAUCAAACCUGCGGUCGGUUUCGGUCUGCGUCGCUUCGUUCUCUGGACGUUUGCUUUACUGUACGAUAGAAUCAAACGGGCUGUUUUAACUCUUUGUUUUCCUACACUGUUUAUGGCAAUAAAACUCUCAUCAUCCUCA